CGAUGCUGCAGUCGGUCGGCGCUCAGCCGCUGCUCAGCGAGAUACACUCGCACUACCGCCGCCUUGUCGACAAGUACGAGGAGAUCCUGCAGCGCAGCGGCCGCAAGAGCUACCUCGGCACGUCCACCGACGACCUCCUCAAGCUCGUCUGCAAGGAGUGCUACACAAGUGAGGAGGGCGCGCCGCUGAUCAACACUGGCGCGCAGACCGAUGGCUGCGCGCGCGCCACCUGCGCAGAUGUGACUGUGCUAAUUGACAAGGGGAUCAGUUCCCAAAGUUGCCGAGAGGGGAAAAUCUUCCUGAAGGAUAGAACAGCCAAGUGCGAACAUUUAAAGUGUGAUGUAAAGAGAAUAAAUCUGCCGUGAUUUAUUAAUUG
This is a messenger RNA of Priapulus caudatus, 376 nucleotides long. RefSeq lists its product as uncharacterized. The record is from RefSeq and is a predicted model, not a curated record. NCBI's taxonomy places the organism in Eukaryota, Metazoa, Priapulida, Priapulimorpha, Priapulimorphida, Priapulidae. The coding region runs from base 3 to 365 and encodes 120 amino acids. The transcript is spliced from 2 exons.